Messenger RNA from Microplitis mediator, 1965 nucleotides. RefSeq names its product speckle-type POZ protein B-like. Gene Ontology annotation, cellular component: cytoplasm. The transcript is spliced from 2 exons. The coding region runs from base 294 to 1172 and encodes 292 amino acids. Gene Ontology annotation, molecular function: ubiquitin protein ligase binding. Gene Ontology annotation, biological process: regulation of proteolysis; proteasome-mediated ubiquitin-dependent protein catabolic process. NCBI's taxonomy places the organism in Eukaryota, Metazoa, Arthropoda, Insecta, Hymenoptera, Braconidae. The record is from RefSeq and is a predicted model, not a curated record.
UUUUUCAUCACAGUGAUCUAAUUUAAUAGCACCGUGAUUAAUAUUUUUCCAGAUAUAUAUUGUUAUAAUAAUAAGCUAUUGAUAUACUCAACUAAUUUUUUAAUAAAUUUAACAAAAAAAAUUAAGUUUCAAGUAUUUGUUGUUGUUGAACAAAAUGGAAAUUUCAUGUGAUUCAUAUUCCGAAAAGCACAAAAUAAUUUAUAAAUGGAAGAUUCAUGAAAUAAUACCAUUUAUUAAGUCUACUAAAAAAGAUAAAGAUCUAGUAGAGCUUAACUCAUCAAACUUUACUGCAAAUGACAAGGCUGAAAAUUUAUGGUAUUUACAACAGACUAUCAGAAAAAAAAGAAUGGAUAUCAUUAUUCUUGCGUCGAAGUAAUGGAAAAAAUAAAGUAAGAAUAAAGUGUUCACUAUUUUUUUUAGACGGCAAAAAUAAAAAAGUAAAUCGGACAAAUUCCUACGUAAGUUACGCCUUGGAUGAUGCGUACGGAGCGGAACAAUUUCUUGAAAUAAAAGAGUUACUGGAAAAGGAAGAUGAUCUUAUACCAAAUAACACCUUAACUGUAGGUGUUGAGAUGACUGUUUUUGACGAUUACAGAUCAUUUACUACUGAUUAUCCGUUGAAAAAACGUCAGCGUAAAAUAACUGAUGAUCUGAAAGAACUCUAUGAAAGCAAAACCAACAGUAACGUUAUUUUCGUUGUGGGUAAUGAAAAAUUUAAAGCUCACAAGUUCAUACUGUCAACUCGAAGUCCUGUAUUUUCCGCAAUGUUCACCCAUGAGUUGAAGGAAAAUAGAAACAGUGAGGUUGAUAUACCUGAUAUAGAUCCGGAAAUUUUCAAUAAAAUGCUAGAGUUUAUUUAUACCGACGAGAUAAAUAAUUUGGAUGAGGAUGCUGAGUCUUUAUUAGAAUCGGCUGAUAAAUAUCAAUUGCUGAACCUAAAAAGUUUAUGCGAAGAAUCGCUAUCUAAGUCAGUCAGUAUUGAUAAUGCGAUUGAAUUAAUGAUUUUAGCAGAUCUGCAUAAUGCUGAUACGUUACUGGAGUUUAUUUUUGAAUUUAUAAUAAGAAAUUUCAAAGAUGUUGUUAAAACUUCAGAGUAUGAAGUAUUGGAUGAAACUAAACCAUUGUUAUUAUUAAAAUUAUUAAAAAAACAAGUAGACUUGAAUGAAAAUUAAUGCUUCAAGAAAUAAAAAAUACUUGGUAUAAUAGGAGCUAUUACCGAAAAGGACUCGGUUAAUGAGAGGACAAGAUUGGAGUAGAAUGACGUAUGAAAACUUUGAUAUUUUAUUUUAAAGAGGAUUAAUACGUGUUUCGUAAAUCUGAUAAUUUUUAUUUUUAGAAAAUAUACUUAAUAUACUGUCAUUAAAUUAACAAUUGGAAUAGAUAUUGUAGUGUGAAUAGCUUUUAAUUUUUUUCCACCACUAAGUAUAAAUUAAUUUAUAUAAAGUAACACUAGUUUAUUUGUAGUUUUUUAAAUUUCCAUCAAAUGUAAGAUGAAAAAAUUCCUCAGUGACGAUUGUCGACUUGUAAAAAUUUUUUUACUUUUGUAUCUUUUUUUUUUUCAAUGAAUAUUUUCAAACAUGUAAUCAAAUUGUUUGGAACCAUAUUACGUAUUAUUUAAUUAAUUCUUAUCAUCCCAAAAUUUAAUGCGAAUUAAAUACGUACAUCAAAAUUGACAUCGAUACCUUAUUCCCAAAAAUAAACAGAAAAUGAUCGUACAGUUAUGUCAUAAUCAUCGUCAUUAAACAUAUCGCGGGGGUGAAAAACCAAUGUGCGAGAAAAUAAUAAAGAGUAAAAGUAAUUAGUUCAAAUUCAUUUUGAAUUGGAAUAUUCCAAUAAAUUUUUGUAUGGUUAAUUUUUAAAAAUUUAUCUCUUAACGUUUGUUUGUAUACAUUGUGUUAAGAGUUUGUUUAAAUUCGAAGUAAAUGCACAAAAACUAAAAUAAUUUUUACCAAUAACUUUAACUGG